Nothobranchius furzeri (turquoise killifish) is the source of this 20070-nucleotide messenger RNA. NCBI's taxonomy places the organism in Eukaryota, Metazoa, Chordata, Actinopteri, Cyprinodontiformes, Nothobranchiidae. The record is from RefSeq and is a predicted model, not a curated record.
AAACAGCAGGAGCAGUUUACUCACAAAAAUGGUGACCGUAUUACUAGUCCACAGGUACAGAAUUAGCAUGAUUGUAAAUACUAAACCCAAAAGCAAUGCAACAUUUUAGUUCAGAAUGUUUUUAGUUAAAAAAAGUUAAAACGCAACAGCAUUUGUAGAUGAUAUCAAACCUUUGUUGGUUUGAAGUUAUUUUUUUAUCAUUGUUUGCAAAAAAAUAAAACUUUGAGUGUACCACAACUUUUUGUGUUUGAACAAAUGUACUGGUACACUCACCAGCUAACCUUAAUAAACCCAACAAGUUGUAUAACAAUUAAAGCAUAAUACUUUGAUUGGGCUAAAGCUUGGUGUUAGUGCAUUUUUUGUGCUCAAAUGACAAAAACGUUAGAAAAUUAAAGGGUUAUAUAAGGGUCAAACAAGGACUUUACAGCAUGAACACGUUUUUGUGUUUGAGACAUUUGCAAAGUUGUGUCUUGAAAAAGACAGAACCCCUUGGCUAGUUUCCAAGGGCAAUCCUCACUCAACUGCACACGUGCUCCUGCAGCUGAAGGGGUUAAUUCUGCUUGGGAAACGGCUAUGAUGACUGUGCCAGCCUGAAAUUAAAAGUUCAGUCACCAGCUUGUCAUCGUCGUUCACUUACCGGGUGCACCUGUAGAAAUCCCAUCAUCCAGAGAAAUGACAGGAGUCUUCCUGCAGCAGAGAGACAGAGCAGUCUUUGUUUGAUUUCAGGCUGACGUCUCUCACCACUCGCCUCCUUCCGUUCUGAAACAACUCAGUGUGUAAAAACCAAAGAUCACAUCUGACUGUUUAUUAAACUGCUGACAAACCUGUCUGGCUCUGUGAUAUUAGAGCAACAUUAAUGUCUAUCUCAGUAAUAUUAGUAGUUUUAUUGAGUUAAUCAUGCCAGACUCUAUUAAUGUCUUUAACUCACAGUGGGUGAGCUGUUUGGAAGUCAAAAAAUGCAUAGGGACAUGUAAAAACUAAAAGGUCUUAAUGCACAUUUAGCAUUUAGUGGAAAAAUUUACACUGUUAGGUUCGUUCUGUGUUUUCCUGAUACCAUUUUAUUUGGUUCUUUUUCUAUGCACAGAGUCCUGGACGUAGUUUUGACUUUAGAAGUGUGUGUGUGUGUGUGUGUGUGUGUGUGUGUGUGUGUGUGUGUGUGUGUGUGUGUGUGUGUGUGUGUGUGUGUGUGUGUGUGUGUGUGUGUGUGUGUGUGUGUGUGUGUGUGUGUGUGUGUGUGUGUGUGUGUGUGUGUGGUGGUGGUGGUAAUAUGUAGAAAACUACAGCCUAGAGGCUCUUUUAUGCAAUGUCAGGAAUGCAAAACUGCCAAGUGUACAGGUGGCAGGAAUGGCCAGCCACACGUUAGCAAGUAUCAGUAGAGCCAAUAGAUGAGUUUAUGGACGGUUCUAAUUAGAAACAGACUUCAACACAAGUGGUUGUUUUCUGCUUGGUCCUAGUGUCUAUUUAAUAUAGUGUAAUGUUGUUUGUGGACGGUAAAAAGUGCAGGAGACAAAAAUUGACUUUGGAAAAAGUGUGUGUGUGUGUGUGUGUGUGUGUGUGUGUGUGUGUGUGUGUGUGUGAACUCACCGUGGGUGUGUGUGUGGGGGAGGGUUAUACUGUAGUGGAUUGUUGUUAAAAAUAAAUAGUUUAAUUUGUAUUCUUUUUAUCCAUAUUUUAAUUACUGAUUCAAACUCUUUCCAUCAGCCAAAGCUUGUCCCACUUUAAGUCGUUUAGGUGAAUUAUUGUGUUUGCAAAUAUUUUGGCUCUGAUCCCUAUUACAUCAUCCAGCUAACAAAUGUACUGUGCUGUACAGUAACUGCCAAGCAGUUUUUUAUUGGCCACCAGACCCUUAAGUGGAUGACUAAGGCUGACUCGUACUUGUAUAUCCACUUAAAUAGUAAUUAGAACCAAAGAAACCAAAACGACAUUUUACAGCUGACUAUUUUCUCUUAGGGCUGGGAAUUCAUUAUGUUAUUAUCUUAACUUCCUCAUGGUGAAAGACCAAAGAAUGGUCAAGUUAUCCAUAAUGUCUGCUAUUGUAUAGGUUUAACGGCUAAUUGGUUUAAUCAUUGUCUCACACACCCGUUUCUGCUCUGGUUCUAUACCACAGUAAAGAUUAAACCUCAUUUUAAGAGCCUUUAAAUUACAAUGUGUAUUUUUAUCAUUUAACUAUGAUUCACUUUUCAUAUUUUGUUUUGUACUAGUUUUAAAAUCCAAGCUGAAGACCCAUUUUUAUGAACUGGCUUUUAAAUCUGUGUGAGUGAUUGACUGUGUUGCUUUUUUAGUCUCAUUUUAAAAUGUUUUUAUUUGGUUGUGUUUUAUUCACUUUUAGAGGAUUUUAUGUGUUAUGUUUAAAUCUGUGUCUGUGAAGCACUUCGGUGGCAUGUAAGAGUCUGUAAGGUGCUAUGUAAAGGUCGAGUCGACUAUUCCAUUGCACGUUUUUCUCCUGCACAAAUAUGAAUGUAGUUUCUAUGUUUGUACUAAUUCAGAUUUUGCAAAUGCGUGUGCAUUUACGCUAUUGCUAGAUUAGCUGGACCAAAUCAUAUGAGUGUGUAUCACUGCUUUAGAUUCAUGUUGAGUCAAUUUAAAAGUAGUUUGUGUUUUACUUAAGAUUUUCAAUUCAUUUAUUUCUUCAAAGUAAUUUUUGUUCAUCCCUACAAGAUUCCAACUCAUUGCAAAUGUAACUAUUAGUUUCUUUUACAAACAAAGAAAUGUAAUGCACCAUGUUUCAGAGUCCAACAGAAAAAUGACCAAAUAUUCCCUCUACUUGAACAAUCAUGCAUACCUUACUCACAAAUCUGUAACCAAAGAAACAAUUUAAUUUGUUUUUUUUUUCUUCAAUAGAUUUGCAGUGAUCCCUAGUAUAAAUGAAUACCUUGUGAGUAAAUUUGUAUGGGAAAAACGCUCUGGUGCUCCUGCAUCUCCACAAAUAACAAAAGACUGAAGGAGUUCUACCAUAUGGUGUAAGUUGCUAAGGCUAACAGUUAGCUUCUAAUUGCAGAUAAGCGCUCUGCUCUCUUCUGGAUGCUAAAUCAACAACAGCCUUCUGUGUUGCAAGCCAAGAUGGUCGCAGUAACAUCCCGCCCACCCACAGAGUGCUGUGAUUAGCCUACAGAACCAAUAGAGUGCUGUGAUUGGACUACUACGGAGCUGUCGCCAUCUUGGUUUUGCUCAGUUGCAAUAACUUCCUGCACACCUGACUGAGGAAACCAAUGGAGCACAGUGAUUGGACUGUUAUGGAUGUCGGUGAACAGGGCAGUCUGCCAUACAUGGUCAAAUAAGACGCAAUCCAAACUCGGAGUGCAGUGAUUGGCUCGGCACCAGAUGGCUGGGGCUGAGGUUCCAAUCGAGCAUAACUAGAUCAUCUUCAGCUUUGGCAAAAAGAUGGUCUAGAUUCCUGGGCUGAAACUCACCGAGUGACCAAUAAAAUAAAAAAGAACUAAAAAUGGGUUUUUGGUGAUCUUGGUCUUUAACAAGUUUCGGCACCAACAGUCUAGUGCAUUACAUGCUAAUGAUAAGUGCAUUAUAAACUAAUACAGGUGUAAAUUAGAAGAAGAAGAAUCAUUUUCAUAGUGCCUCUCAAGAUAAAAAUCACAAGGUGCUUCAGAAGAAAAAAUCAAAUUAAAAAAUGUAUACGCUUUUUAAUAAAUUAAGAAAUGUAAAAAUGAGAGGAAAAAAAGAGAAAAUGCAUAAGAAAGAAGUAAUUGGUGCACCCUGGGAAAAGUGGAACAGGUAGAAAGAGCUGAAUAAAAAGAGGGUUUAAUAUGUUAUACCACCUUUAGGGCACACUCGACACCUGUCAGUUGAUCGUUUCAGUUUAUUUUCUUAUUGUUUGAUUGUGAAUAUUAGUGUUUGAUCCUUUUUAUUUAAUUAGAUUCUUGGUGUUUGAUCUUUUGCUUCUACGUCUUGACUCUAAGCUAAUAGAUCCUAUGUCCAGUGUGUGUGUCUAAAUGGCAAAUAAGAUCUUCUAUCUUAUCUGAAAAAUUGUUGCUGAGAAGAAUAUCACACAACCAAUCAGAAAGGAAUGAAAUCAUUUGCAUCCUGAACUGGUCAUUUUGUCUAAUCUCCUAAUCAGUCACUAAUAACGGGGUGAUGCACUUGUGUGGUAGCUGCUGCUUAGAAAGUGUUGCACAUGGUUGUAGGAGAGCUUGUUACUGGUUUUGACUAAACAUUUGGAACACAAAGUCUUAUAUCUCCAUCUGGUCUUUAAUUUAGUAAUCAUGUUAAUAAAACAUUUUUGUGUAAAUCUAGUUUAAAUAUCAGCAUCAUCUUUUUCCUUUAAACAAAACAAAAAAAAGUAAAAUAAAAACACCCCAAAAUUCAUAAAAAAAUUGAGAUCCUUUCUCAGAUCAUUGCUUUGACUUUUACUGAAGCUGGUGAUCAGCUGCUGUGGUCUGGACCUCAUCAUUAGCCUCCAAAAGAUUAAAAAGGUUCCCGUCCAUCCAGAAGGAGCUUUGUUUCCCCUCAUGUUCCUCUCUAAACAGGCAGCUAAAUCACACACACACACCACUACCAGGUUGUUUCCCUGAAGGAAAUCACAGCAAGCUGUUUUCUCUUUCUGUUUGUGAGAUGGUUUUAAGUUAUUUCACUCUAUUACUAAUGAAAUGAUCUCUCUCCUGACAGUGUCAGUUGGAUGUGUUAGUAUAACUAUAUAGUGGAGAUAUUUUUGUCAUUGUUUCUGAUCUAGGAGGUCUGACCUUUUCCCAUUGGUGAAUUAUCUCCAAACUGAGCAGCUCUCACGCUGCUUAGUCUCAGAGGAGCUGUCUCUCUAUGUCAGAGGAGUUUAACGCACCCUUUAUCCUGUCUGCAGUGGCGUGGGGCCGGAGGCAGACCACCUUUUAUAGGUCAUGUGAUACGUGGGUCAUCUCGAGGCCCACCCAGCAGAUCACUGGGAUCAAACGGUCUUUCACUAGCUCUUUGAAUCUGUGAUUUAUAUGUGCCUGAAGGCAGUAGCGCUUCCAUGGUUACACAUACAGUACAAAUAAGUUUUGAAUGACGUUUUUGUGUUGAUCGUUAGCACCUUUGUUUUCGUCUCAUGCCGAGGGUGAUUUUCAUGUUUUUUCUGUUACCCUAAGCUGUAAGAUGAGAAAUUAAUUCAAGUAGACAACCCGUUGCUCCCAGCCUUCCUGUUCCAUCUUAUCUCCUUCUUGCCCCUUUUUCUCUGUUCAGACCAGUCCAGCCUUGCAGGGGACAUAUGCAACAUGGGUAACUGUUUCUGGGCUCCAAGAUGAUUGCAAUGCACACAGACAUGGAAGAGAGGCAUCUACGACUUUUUGCAAGAGCCCCCAGGCCUCUGGCUUUUAUUUCCGAGGCUUUUCACCUCUGCUUUGCCUGCUGCCUCUCAGCUGGCUUCAGACAAAGAUAAUGAUUCUGAACGACGAGUCUUCCUCACCACUGUGCACCGAAAUGUUCUCCAUCAUUGAUUUAGUCUACAUGUUCUGCACGUCUAUAACUCUUAUUAUUAUCUAAGAUGUAGUUGCAGCACAAACCUGUUAUAAAAUGCAUACAUUUAUUUGAUCAUUGGUUUAUUUGUACAAAGAUGUUUAACUUGAAGUGAAAUAUCCAUUUAUCACAAUGCGUCUAAAUAUCCAAUAUAUGGAAUUUUAAUGACUUUUGUCCAGUAAGCCCUUUGGUAAUACUCGAAUGUUCUUCAUUUAGUUGUGAGAGUUUGGUGAAAUAUAUAUUUUCAAAUCUGGUGAUUUCUUGUCUCACCAGACAUUCUCUAAAGAUAGAUAUUUGGAUGAUUUGAAGUGUAUCCCAGUCAGAUGAUUGUUAAGCAUUAUUUAGUCAACCUUCCUACUUCUUUAAAUUAACUAGAAACAAAAACUGAGAUACUUUAUUAAUAAAGAAUUGCUAUUAAGACAGUUAUCACCAUUCAGACACCUAGGGACACAGAUGUUGACAUCUAGGCAUUUUUACAUGGUUUGUAAACCAAAUGUUACAUAAGUUUGUUGAUGGUUUGAUUAAAAAAAAACAUUAUUUUGAAACUAGAGAUGCCACUUGGAGAAUCUAGACAAUUUGGCUACCACGCACUUCCACCCGCACGCGCACUCACAGUGUGUGUGGUUAAGCCCUCCUACAUGUUUAGCUGCAACCAAUCAUGGUGAUCGUAUCAUCGAUGAACUGGUCCGUCACCUCCCACAACCAGAGCUCCCAGUCAGUCUUUGCCUCUCUGCUGAGAGUCUGAUGGGUUAUUCGCCUCCACGAACUGAUCAGUGUUGACAGAUGAACACGUUAAUUCAUGUGUUCUUAAACCAUCAUAAACACCAUUAAGGCGUGUUUAGUCAUUUUUUGCGCGUAUCAUGCGCAUCUAUUUGAGCGGCUCAGUUGAAUGGAGGAGAAACGGACCUUUCAGUCUUUGGCUGUUGGAACAAACAGUUUUAACUCAAAAGAUAAAUAAAGAAUAAACCAGAGAAAGGUCCGCGCCCUGUUUCCAAACAGUAAGGACGAGGACAUUUGCAGGCAUAAAACUGUUUGAAUCACUGGUUUGCGUUGCGCUUCUUGUGUAAAAUGAACAGACGGAGUCCUUAUCUACAAAUAAUAAAAAAUAAAUAAACACCAUUUAAAACGGAGCCACCUGAUUGGACGAGGAGCGCAUCUCGGGCACAUGGCCAAAUUAAGUUUUUCCCCUCCUCCAGAAGGUGCCUCAUUCACUUUUUAAGCGGGCCCCUCCUCUCUGACUGACUACCAGCGUGAGUUAGCCAAAUCCCGCAGUUUCACACAAACACUUCGGGGAGUCUGGGGCUCCGUUCAUAAGUUGGAUGUCACUGGAGGAGAGUUCUGCCAUCCUGCAGCAUCAGUGAGCAAAGCGCCGGGAAGGAACGCGGUUCUGCAUCAAUCUGGAGUGGCCCUGUCGAAACGCAGGUUUACGCACGCAUGUUGCGCACUGGGAAUAACUGGGUGUUAGGACUCGUGUGAAUAUUUACUUAUUUUAUGGAGAAAAUUCACAUUUAAAUCGUAAGUAUUCAUUUUAUUUCAUUUCUUCUAUUUAUACCCAGUCGUUGGAACGUUAUGCUGUUCUAAUGUAACUAAUCUCUGCGUGAUGUUCUUCUCCGCAUGUAACACUUUGUUGUGUUAGUAAGCACACGCCUGAUAAUGAAGCGAAUCAGUUUGUGUAAACCCAUUUAUCAGAUUGCAAAUAACACACCCGGUGAUGCGUGCUGUCCCCAGAAUACUUGCAGUAUCUGUCCCGCUGCUUAUAUAGAACAGAAAAUUAGGAAACUUAUCCAAACCUGCUCAAAAGUUCCUCCACUGGUUUGUUUUUUGUAUUUUAUUAUUUUUGAACAAUCAGAGCAUCAUGAUGUCAUGAUUUCUUCUAGACAGAUGCAACUUUUUUUCACACUUAAUAAGAAAGUGACAUCAACAAUCAGUAAAUGACGCUGAAAUCCUUUUAUCCUUCACAGUUAGGAACUUCUGCGUCUAGGGCAACUGGAUCUAAAAAUCUGCAACCAAUUAUCUUCCUGUGUGAUGCUGACUUUGGUGAUCUCAUUUAAGGAGUCUCGUUGUGAUUUCCUGGAGAGGGUUCAUGACCAAACAAAACCAAACAUUUUAAACUUCAAGACCUUCUCUUGAUUCAUUAUCAGAUGAUAAUUUAAAACUGGUUGUUGCUAAUUGCCUUUGAUAGAGCUCCCAUAGUGUUGAUCUCCCGCUGAGACCCAUGUUGAUGUUUAUACAGUGGGGUGCUAAUGAGUACAGGGGGUUCAUGGCUCCUGUCUCCAGAAACUCCUCAAGUUUGACCCCACAGGGAGAUUUAACCCUCCCAACUCCACAUAUGUUCACUGAAAACAAGAGAUUGUGUCAGUAGCACUUUCUAAGGGAGAUAAGAGUUAAAAUAGAACAAAUAAGUGAACCAAUAUCUUUUUACUGCAUAUAUUACAUUUUCUGCUGCUUUAUUCAUUCUUGUAGUAUGGUAUCAAAUAUAUUUUUUUUUAUUCCAAAAAUAAUAUGCGUGAGUAACGUCAGCCUGAUGCUUGAGUUGUUCCCUAAAAAUGCUUUUUCUUUUUUUUCCCCCAACAGAUGAUUCUAAAUAUUAAGCACAUUCUGUGGCUGUGUUACUAUCUCUGUGAAGUUGCAACAGCAUCCAGCUCAUUAACAAUAAUCAAACCAGUCACUGGGGUCCUCUCAGGGAAAGUGAAUCUUCCAUGCUUCUUCUCAACAAUCCCAACCUCAAAUCCAGCCGUCAGUCCCAUUGGAUUGAUUUCCAGCCAAGAUUUCUUGCGGAUUAAAUGGGUCAAAAUAGUGGGAGGUGUUCAGUCUACAGUGUUGGUGGCACAAAAUGGAGUCAUCAAAAUCGGCUCGAGCUACAGGAACCGCGUAUCGGUGCCCAGUCAUCCCGAGGUUGUCGGUGACGCCUCGCUGACUAUGGUCAAGCUACGUGCCAGCGAUGCUGGCACCUACCUGUGCGAGGUCAUGUAUGGAAUCGCCGACACCCGGGAUACAGUUGACCUCGACAUCAGUGGUGUUGUUUUUCAUUAUCGGCCUAACACCGGCAGGUACGCUUUGAAUUACCAGGAGGCUGUCAAAACUUGUCAAAACAUCGGGGCAACCAUUGCCACCUACGGGCAACUCAGAGCAGCCUAUGAGGAUGGCUAUGACCAAUGCGAUGCUGGGUGGCUGUCUGACCAGACAGUGAGAUAUCCAAUAACAAGACCCAGAGAUCGUUGCCAUGGAGAUCUUCCGGGUAAACCCGGUAUUAGGUCAUAUGGAGUCAGGGAUCCCCUGGAGACCUAUGACGUAUACUGCUAUGUAGACAGACUUGAUGGUGAAGUCUUCUUUGCUCCUGGGGGACACAAGAUGACAUUUGACCAAGCCCGUGAAGAGUGUGCAAAACACAAUGCUGUCUUGGCAAACACUGGCCACUUGCACGCUGCAUGGAGAAAGGGGCUGGACAGAUGUGACUAUGGCUGGCUCUCUGAUGGCAGUGUACGGCAUCCUAUUGCAGUGGCAAGGCAUAAGUGCGGAGGAGGCCUUCUAGGUGUCAGGACCAUGUAUCGCUUCAGUAACCAAACCGGCUUUCCACGUCCUACUAGGAAGUUUGGGGCUUACUGUUUUAAUGGAAGAUUCAACAUAUUCACCCAGAUAGCCUUCGUGGAUGUGUUUUUGAAAAAGACCACCACCCCCGCCAUCAUCAGGUCAACGACUUUGACUCCUUUACUUAAAAGUAGCGCCACUGUGACCACCAUGUCACCUGAUGGAUUACCAGAGACAGAAGUUGCUCCAGACUCUGAACUUUCAACCAAACCUCAAUUUAUGUUCUCCACCUGUAUGGUUCCACCUCGACCCACUACUGCAGACCUUGAAGCAGAGCUGAUCACGGCAGUAGCCCCCACAAUCAAGGAAGAACCAGAGGAUUUCGAUAAUGGAACAGAUCCACCAUUGUUUGAAAGUUUUUUUCCUGAUGACUCUGACCCUGAGGAACCUCCUGGUGAUGUGAUCACAAAUCCACACAUCACAGCAGAUAUCACUGAUUCUACAGCGUCUGAUCCAGAUGACCACUCAGUGAUUGAGAUCAGCACUAUUCAACCUGAUGUACCAAUGCCAGGUGCUUCUCUAAGCACAAAGACCAUGUUUGCUAUAGGUAAUACAGAAAAGACCAUUCCGGAUUCUAAGAUUGCCACAUCAGUUAUCCACGAUCUCACAAAUACUCUUACAGAAUUCAGUGAAUCAAUACCUACGGAAAAGUUGGGCAUCUCAGAAACAACACUGUCAACUGCAACUCCUAGUUUUGAAUCAACAACACCAUUCCUAGAUUAUGAGGGGAUUGGGAAUAAUGUGAAAGUUGAGGGUUUACCACCAACCCAGAAAGAAGAUAUUUCAUCCAGUAGAUCAGACAGCAACGGUAUUAGUACUACUGUGGAAACAACAACAUCUCCUUCCACCAGCACAAUCUUUACACUUGUAACAAAGACAAGAACCACAGAAACAACAGAAUCCACUGACACUAGAAAACAAACUACACCUAAAACACAGGGUGCCAUCUCUCUUGCCAAAUCUGUAACUCCUGGAGCUGAUGGCAGUAAGGUUGACAGAACUGCAGCUCAACGUGCAACAUCACCAGAACUUACCGAUGAUUCCCUGAUUGGGGGCGAUGCAGCAGCAAAUACUGAGACAAAGUCAUCGAUGUCCACUUCUUCGGCAUCAGCUGUCCCCGACAUUCGCACUUCUCCAGCUGCAGUGGUCACUGAGGGGCAGCCCCGGCAAACAAGUACCAUCAUCCAGAGCCAGAAUGCUUCAGCUGAACAGACUUCAACAACACAAGUAUCUCAAUCCUCUACAGUGCCAUUUGUGUCUGACCUUCCCAUCCCCUCCAUAGCUGAUGGACAGCCUGUCAUGUUAAACGGAGACUUACACCACGUUGUUCAAGCUCUUGUGACCAUCAUUCCAGAGACCAGAUUUUCACAUGAACAAGAAAAAAGCACCAAAGAGACACAUGCAUCUACAGUGGCAUCUACAAAGGUCCCAGAUGACGUUCACUAUAUUUUUUCUGAUUCAACAAAUUCUUUUGAGGACGACAAACUGAUCACAAAGGGUCCUAUGCAGAACAACUCUACCUCAAUGAUGUUAUCUACAGAGGUGAAAAAAGCCUCAUCAACAGCGAUACAAAAAACUGACUCAGUUGUUUUAAAAGGCACUGACUCUGCUCUAAAGUUAACGCUAGCUGAACAACUAAGCCCUACAACAACAACAACACACAAAAUACAAAGUGCUUCAGUCUCACCUACAGACCAAGUUACUACUGAUAAAAUACCUUCAUCUAAGGAGGAUGAUUCAGAAGUCAAAACAGCAACAUUGGCAACAACAAGCCUAUUGUUAAAUACCUCUGGACAGACAGUAAAAAUAUUUUCAACAAUAAGCCCCAAACAUAUAUCUGAUCAAGAUUCAAUGAAAAGUGAAACCACAGCAACAAUAUCACUAGCAGGAACAAAUAAAUCAUCAGAUCUUCAGAAUGGUGGCACAAAAACAGAUAACUUCACCACAAAAACACAAGAGAGGAAACAAUCUGAAACAACAAAUCUAAAUUCUUUCUAUAAAGCUUUUGAAGUGAUUAAAACUACAAUGGCACCUAUAACUCAGUUUUUUAGUGAACAUUCGUCUCAGAGUCAAUCGAUAACAGGUGAAUUACCUGUUAAACCAGUGACUACAAGUGAAGAAUCUACAACAGAUGAAACUAUAUCAGCCCAAAAACUUGUCUCAACUUUAUCUGCUGAAAGUGACUUAGGAUCACUGCCUAUAAAAACAAAACCAGAAAUUUUUGGACACAGUGUAACCAAUUCUGCGAAUUUGUCAGUUAUUACACCAACUACAACACUUCCUAGGGAUUUUACUCUAUUGUCCUCUCUCACUUUAUCAAACAUUGCUAAAUCGGGUGAGAAUUUCAAAACUGUUACUAAAGCUUCACCACUAGAAAAUCAACACAGCUUGGCUGAUCAGACAAUAGAGACAUCUACCAACAACAGAGCAUUUUCUACAGCUUCGACAUUGUUCAUCGCUGAAAAGAGAACAGCAGCACCAAUUGAGAAGGAUUACGACCUUGUUACUCAUCAGACAGCAAUGUCUUCACUAUCUCCUUUAAUAAGCAUUGAAGGCAAAUCUACCAUAACCCUUGCAGAACAAAAUAGCUCUGGAAGUGAAACUCCAAGCACAAUGAGCUCAACCACGUCAGUCAGUGAUGCAUCUUCAUUUCCACAUGCAAGCUCUUUGGCAGAAGUAACAUCCUCUUCAAAAACAUCAUCAAAAACUGAUGAAACAAAGUCUGCUGAUUAUACAAUUGCCAUGUCAAGAAAACCAACAGUGUCUUCCCUCGCCUCCUCACUGUUCAGCACAGAAACAAUGACAAAACUUCCAGCAGAGCUUUUUGAGAGUGUCUACACGGAAAAAACAAUGACACCCACGAGUUCUUAUGUUACAGAUAUGUCAGAAAAGUCCCUUACCAAUGCACAAAUAGAUCAAGAGUAUUCAGGAAGCAAAACCACACUUGUGUUGAGCUCAACUCUUUCUCUCAAAGGUUCGCCUUCAUCUCCUUAUACUUCGGAGGCACCAACAGCUAAAUCACCUGGAAUAACAGAUGGACAUGAAACACAUAAGACACUACUGCCGUCUCUUCAAAAGGAACCAUCAGGAUCCACAGUCUUUGAUGGCACAGCCCCAACUCUACUGACAAGAUCAACUAGUGCAUCUUCUACACUUGUGGAGUCAUCUUCAUUCCUCACUGGCUCAACAAUUAAACCUUCAAAUGCAUCUAUCUCAAUCUACUCAGAGUCAGAGACUUCAAAACACAGUGUUGAUGGUGCCACAGAUCAGUCAUCAAUGACAACAAAUACUGCUUAUUCAACACUCAGUACGAUGUCUUCAUCGCACAUACCUUCAUCAAGUGAAAAGCCAAAACCAACUGUCUACACAGCAUCACCUCUUUACAGCACAGAGGAAAUUUUGACAGUAACUUCUGACAAACAACAAGCUUCAGUCACUGGUAGGACUGAGGACAUACCUGUAACAGCAAUAGAGGAUUCUUCUUCUCCCAAAACAUAUCAACACAGCUUAGAUGAUCAGACAAUAGAGAUAUCUACCAUUGACACAGCUUCUUCUACAGCUUCUUCAUUGUUCAGCACCAAAAAGACAACAGCCGGACCAAUUGAGAAGGAUUACGAUCUUGUUACUGGUGAGACAGUGAUGUCUUCACUAUCUCCUUUCACCAGUAUUGAUGGCAAACCUACCAUAACCCUUGCAGAACUUGAGGGCUCAGGAAGUGAAAGUCCAAACACAAUGAGCUCAAACACGUCAGUCAGUGAUGCAUCUUCAUUUCCACAUGCAAGCUCUUUGGCAGAAGUAACAUCCUCUUCAAAAACAUCAUCAAAAACUGAUGAAACAAAGUCUGCUGAUUAUACAAUUGCCAUGUCAAGAAAACCAGCAGUGUCUUCCCUCGCUUCCUCACUGUUCAGCACAGUAACAACUACAAAACCUCCAGCAGAAAUAUUUGAGAGUGUCUACACAGAAAAGACAAUGAUACCCACAGGUUCUUAUGUUACAGAUAUGUCAGAAAAGCCCCUUACCAUUGCACAAUUAGAUCAAGAGUAUUCAGGAAGCAAAACCACACUUGUGUUGAGCUCAACUCUUUCUCUCAAAGGUUCACCUUCAUCUCCUUAUACUUCGGAGGCACCAACAGCUAAAUCACCUGGAAUAACACAUGGGCAUGAACCACAUAAGACACUACUGCCAUCUCUUCAAAAGGAACCAUCAGUAUCCACAGUCUUUGAUGGCACAGCCCCAACUCUACUGACAGGAUCAGCUAGUGCAUCUUCUACACUUGUGGAGUCAUCUUCAUUCCUCACUGGCUCAACAACUAAACCUUCAAACGCAUCAAUCUCAAUCUCCUCAGAGUCAGAGACUUCAAAACACAGUGUUGAUGGUACCACGGAUCAGUCAUCAAUGACCACAACUACUGCUCAUUCAACACUCAGUACGAUGUCUUCUUCGCACAUACCUUCAUCAAGUGAAAUGUCAAAACCAACUGUCUACACAGCAUCACCUCUUUACAGCACAGAGGAAAUUUUGACAGUAACUCCUGACAAACAACAAGCUUCAGUCACUGGUAGGACUGAGGACAUACCUGUAACAACAAUAGAAGAUUCUUCUUCUCCCAAAACAUAUCAACAGAGCUUAGAUGAUCAGACAAUAGAGAUAUCUACCAUUGACACAGCUUCUUCUACAGCUUCUUCAUUGUUCAGCACCAAAAAGACAACGGCCGGACCAAUUGAGAAGGAUUACGAUCUUGUUACUGAUGAGACAGUGAUGUCUUUACUAUCUCCUUUCACCAUUAUUGAUGGCAAAUCUACCAUAACCCUUGCAGAAAUUGAGGGCUCAGGAAGUGAAAGUCCAAACACAAUGAGCUCAAACACGUCUGUCAGUGAUGCAUCUUCAUUUCCACAUGCAAGCUCUUUGGCAGAAGUAACAUCCUCUUCAAAAACAUCAUCAAAAACUGAUGAAACAAAGUCUGCUAAUUAUACAAUUGCCAUGUCAAGAAAACCAACAGUGUCUUCCCUCGCUUCCUCACUGUUCAGCACAGUAACAACUACAAAACCUCCAGCAGAGCUAUUUGAGAGUGUCUACACAGAAAAGACAAUGAUACCCACAGGUUCUUAUGUUACAGAUAUGUCAGAAAAGCCCCUUACCAUUGCACAAUUAGAUCAAGAGUAUUCAGGAAGCAAAACCACAUUUGUGUUAAGCUCAACUCUUUCUCUCAACGGUUCGCCUUCAUCUUCUUAUACUUCGGAGGCACAAACAGCUAAAUUACCUGGAAUGACAGAUGGACAUGAAACAAAUAAGACACUACAGCCGACUCUUCCAAAGGAUUCAUCAGUAUCCACAGUCUUUGAUGGCACAGCCCCAACUCUACUGACAAGAUCAACUAGUGCAUCUUCUACACUUGUGGAGUCAUCUUCAUUCCUCACUGGCUCAACAACUAAACCUUCAAACGCAUCAAUCUCAAUCUCCUCAGAGUCAGAGACUUCAAAACACAGUGUUGAUGGUGCCACGGAUCAGUCAUCAAUGACCACAACUACUGCUCAUUCAACACUCAGUACGAUGUCUUCAUUGCACAUACCUUCAUCAAGUGAAAUGUCAAAAGCAACUGUCUACACAGCAUCACCUCUUUACAGCACAGAGGAAAUUUUGACAGUAACUUCUGACAAAAAACAAGCUUCAGUCACUGGUAGGACUGAGGACAUACCUGUAAAAACAAUAGAAGAUUCUUCUUCUCCCAAAACAUAUCAGCAGAGCUUAGAUGAUCAGACAUUAGAGAUAUCUACCAUUGACACAGCUUCUUCUACAGCUUCUUCAUUGUUCAGCACAAAAAAGACAACGGCCGGACCAAUUGAGAAGGAUUACGAUCUUGUUACUGAUGAGACAGUGAUGUCUUCACUAUCUCCUUUCACCAGUGUUGAUGGCAAAUCUACCAUAACCCUUGGCGAACUUGAGGGCUCAGGAAGUGAAAGUCCAAGCACAAUGAGCUCAAACACGUCAGUCAGUGAUGCAUCUUCAUUUCCACAUGCAAGCUCUUUGGCAGAAGUAACAUCCUCUUCAAAAACAUCAUCAAAAACUAAUGAAACAAAGUCUGCUGAUUAUAUAAUUGCCAUGUCAAGUAAACCAACAGUAUCUCCCCUUGCUUCCUCACUGUUCAGCACAGAAACAACUACAAAACCUCCAGCAGAGCUAUUUGAGAGUGUCUACACAGAAAAGACAAUGAUACCCACAGGUUCUUAUGUUACAGAUAUGUCAGAAAAGCCCCUUACCAUUGCACAAUUAGAUCAAGAGUAUUCAGGAAGCAAAACCACACUUGUGUUGAGCUCAACUCUUUCUCUCAAAGGUUCACCUUCAUCUCCUUAUACUUCGGAGGCACCAACAGCUAAAUUACCUGGAAUAACAGAUGGGCAUGAACCACAUAAGACACUACUGCCAUCUCUUCAAAAGGAACCAUCAGUAUCCACAGUCUUUGAUGGCACAGCCCCAACUCUACUGACAAGAUCAACUAGUGCAUCUUCUACACGUGUAGAGUCAUCUUCAUUCCUCACUGGCUCAACAAUUAAACCUUCAAACGCAUCUAUCUCAAUCUUCUCAGAGUCAGAGACUUCAAAACACAGUGUUGAUGGUGCCACAGAUCAGUCAUCAAUGACCACAACUACUGCUUAUUCAACACUCAGUACAAUGUCUUCAUCGCACAUACCUUCAUCAAGUGAAAUGUCAAAAGCAACUGUCUACACAGCAUCACCUCUUUACAGCACAGAGGAAAUUUUGACAGUAACUUCUGACAAACAACAAGCUUCAGUCACUGGUAGGACUGAGGACAUACCUGCAACAACAAUAGAAGAUUCUUCUUCUCCCAAAACAUAUCAACAGAGCUCAGAUGAUCAGACAAUAGAGAUAUCUACCAUUGACACAGCUUCUUCUACAGCUUCUUCAUUGUUCAGCACCAAAAAGACAACGGCCGGACCAUUUGAGAAGGAUUACGAUCUUGUUACUGAUGAGACAGUGAUGUCUUCACUAUCUCCUUUCACCAGUAUUGAUGGCAAAUCUACCAUAACCCUUGGCGAACUUGAGGGCUCAGGAAGUGAAAGUCCAAGCACAAUGAGCUCAAACACGUCAGUCAGUGAUGCAUCUUCAUUUCCACAUGCAAGCUCUUUGGCAGAAGUAACAUCCUCUUCAAAAACAUCAUCAAAAACUGAUGAAACAAAGUCUGCUGAUUAUAUAAUUGCCAUGUCAAGUAAACCAACCGUGUCUUCCCUCGCUUCCUCACUGUUCAGCACAGAAACAACUACAAAACCUCCAACAGAGCUAUUUGAGAGUGUCUACACAGAAAAGACAAUGAUACCCACAGGUUCUUAUGUUACAGAUAUGUCAGAAAAGCCCCUUACCAUUGCACAAUUAGAUCAAGAGUAUUCAGGAAGCAAAACCACACUUGUGUUGAGCUCAACUCUUUCUCUCAAAGGUUCACCUUCAUCUCCUUAUACUUCGGAGGCACCAACAGCUAAAUCACCUGGAAUAACAGAUGGGCAUGAACCACAUAAGACACUACUGCCAUCUCUUCAAAAGGAACCAUCAGUAUCCACAGUCUUUGAUGGCACAGCCCCAACUCUACUGAUAGGAUCAACUAGUGCAUCUUCUACACUUGUGGAGUCAUCUUCAUUCCUCACUGGCUCAACAAUUAAACCUUCAAACGCAUCUAUCUCAAUCUCCUCAGAGUCAGAGACUUCAAAACACAGUGUUGAUGGUGCCACAGAUCAGUCAUCAAUGACCACAACUACUGCUUAUUCAACACUCAGUACGAUGUCUUCAUCGCACAUACCUUCAUCAAGUGAAAUGUCAAAAGCAACUGUCUACACAGCAUCACCUCUUUACAGCACAGAGGAAAUUUUGACAGUAACUUCUGACAAACAACAAGCUUCAGUCACUGGUAGGACUGAGGACAUACCUGUAACAACAAUAGAAGAUUCUUCUUCUCCCAAAACAUAUAAACAGAGCUUAGAUGAUCAGACAAUAGAGAUAUCUACCAUUGACACAGCUUCUUCUACAGCUUCUUCAUUGUUCAGCACAAAAAAGACAACGGCCGGACCAAGUGAGAAGAAUUACGAUCUUGUUACUGAUGAGACAGUGAUGUCUUCACUAUCUCCUUUCACCAGUGUUGAUGGCAAAUCUACCAUAACCCUUGGCGAACUUGAGGGCUCAGGAAGUGAAAGUCCAAGCACAAUGAGCUCAAACAUGUCAGUCAGUGAUGCAUCUUCAUUUCCACAUGCAAGCUCUUUGGCAGAAGUAACAUCCUCUUCAAAAACAUCAUCAAAAACUGAUGAAACAAAGUCUGCUGAUUAUACAAUUGCCAUGUCAAGAAAACCAGCAGUGUCUUCCCUCGCUUCCUCACUGUUCAGCACAGUAACAACUACAAAACCUCCAGCAGAAAUAUUUGAGAGUGUCUACACAGAAAAGACAAUGAUACCCACAGGUUCUUAUGUUACAGAUAUGUCAGAAAAGCCCCUUACCAUUGCACAAUUAGAUCAAGAGUAUUCAGGAAGCAAAACCACACUUGUGUUGAGCUCAACUCUUUCUCUCAAAGGUUCACCUUCAUCUCCUUAUACUUCGGAGGCACCAACAGCUAAAUCACCUGGAAUAACAGAUGGGCAUGAACCACAUAAGACACUACUGCCAUCUCUUCAAAAGGAACCAUCAGUAUCCACAGUCUUUGAUGGCACAGCCCCAACUCUACUGGCAGGAUCAACUAGUGCAUCUUCUACACUUGUGGAGUCGUCUUCAUUCCUCACUGGCUCAACAAUUAAACCUUCAAACGCAUCUAUCUCAAUCUCCUCAGAGUCAGAGACUUCAAAACACAGUGUUGAUGGUGCCACAGAUCAGUCAUCAAUGACCACAACUACUGCUUAUUCAACACUCAGUACGAUGUCUUCAUCGCACAUACCUUCAUCAAGUGAAAUGUCAAAAGCAACUGUCUACACAGCAUCACCUCUUUACAGCACAGAGGAAAUUUUGACAGUAACUUCUGACAAACAACAAGCUUCAGUCACUGGUAGGACUGAGGACAUACCUGUAACAACAAUAGAAGAUUCUUCUUCUCCCAAAACAAAUCAACAGAGCUUAGAUGAUCAGACAAUAGAGAUAUCUACCAUUGACACAGCUUCUUCUACAGCUUCUUCAUUGUUCAGCACCAAAAAGACAACGGCCGGACCAAUUGAAAAGGAUUACGAUCUUGUUACUGAUGAGACAGUGAUGUCUUCACUAUCUCCUUUAACCAGUGUUGAUGGCAAAUCUACCAUAACCCUUGGCGAACUUGAGGGCUCAGAAAGUGAAAGUCCAAGCACAAUGAGCUCAAACACGUCAGUCAGUGAUGCAUCUUCAUUUACACAUGCAAGCUCUUUGGCAGAAGUAACAUCCUCUUCAAAAACAUCAUCAAAAACUGAUGAAACAAAGUCUGCUGAUUAUAUAAUUGCCAUGUCAAGUAAACCAACAGUGUCUUCCCUCGCUUCCUCACUGUUCAGCACAGAAACAACUACAAAACCUUCAGCAGAGCUAUUUGACAGUGUCUACACAGAAAAGACAAUGAUACCCACAGGUUCUUAUGUUACAGAUAUGUCAGAAAAGCCCCUUACCAUUGCACACUUAGAUCAAGAGUAUUCAGGAAGCAAAACCACACUUGUGUUGAGCUCAACUCUUUCUCUCAAAGGUUCACCUUCAUCUCCUUAUACUUCGGAGGCACCAACAGCUAAAUCACCUGGAAUAACACAUGGGCAUGAACCACAUAAGACACUACUGCCAUCUCUUCAAAAGGAACCAUCAGUAUCCACAGUCUUUGAUGGCACAGCCCCAACUCUACUGACAAGAUCAACUAGUGCAUCCUCUACACGUGUGGAGUCAUCUUCAUUCCUAACUGGCUCAACAAUUAAACCUUCAAACGCAUCUAUCUCAAUCUCCUCAGAGUCAGAGACUUCAAAACACAGUGUUGAUGGUGCCACAGAUCAGUCAUCAAUGACCACAACUACUGCUUAUUCAACACUCAGUACGAUGUCUUCAUCGCACAUACCUUCAUCAAGUGAAAUGUCAAAAGCAACUGUCUACACAGCAUCACCUCUUUACAGCACAGAGGAAAUUUUGACAGUAACUUCUGACAAACAACAAGCUUCAGUCACUGGUAGGACUGAGGACAUACCUGUAACAACAAUAGAAGAUUCUUCUUCUCCCAAAACAAAUCAACAGAGCUUAGAUGAUCAGACAAUAGAGAUAUCUACCAUUGACACAGCUUCUUCUACAGCUUCUUCAUUGUUCAGCACCAAAAAGACAACGGCCGGACCAAUUGAAAAGGAUUACGAUCUUGUUACUGAUGAGACAGUGAUGUCUUCACUAUCUCCUUUAACCAGUGUUGAUGGCAAAUCUACCAUAACCCUUGGCGAACUUGAGGGCUCAGAAAGUGAAAGUCCAAGCACAAUGAGCUCAAACACGUCAGUCAGUGAUGCAUCUUCAUUUACACAUGCAAGCUCUUUGGCAGAAGUAACAUCCUCUUCAAAAACAUCAUCAAAAACUGAUGAAACAAAGUCUGCUGAUUAUAUAAUUGCCAUGUCAAGUAAACCAACAGUGUCUUCCCUCGCUUCCUCACUGUUCAGCACAGAAACAACUACAAAACCUUCAGCAGAGCUAUUUGACAGUGUCUACACAGAAAAGACAAUGAUACCCACAGGUUCUUAUGUUACAGAUAUGUCAGAAAAGCCCCUUACCAUUGCACACUUAGAUCAAGAGUAUUCAGGAAGCAAAACCACACUUGUGUUGAGCUCAACUCUUUCUCUCAAAGGUUCACCUUCAUCUCCUUAUACUUCGGAGGCACCAACAGCUAAAUCACCUGGAAUAACACAUGGGCAUGAACCACAUAAGACACUACUGCCAUCUCUUCAAAAGGAACCAUCAGUAUCCACAGUCUUUGAUGGCACAGCCCCAACUCUACUGACAAGAUCAACUAGUGCAUCCUCUACACGUAGUCAGAGACUUCAAAACACAGUGUUGAUGGUGCCACAGAUCAGUCAUCAAUGA